AUGAGCAGGUCUGCAGGCUGCUGUCAGAAAACUUUGCACUAUGUGUUUGAUUAUGAAACUACAAAAACACUGGUUAUUCCCAACAUUGGAGUCGGAUGCAUCUUCAGGUUCACUCAGCUUCUGGUGCUUCUGUAUGUGGUCGGGUAUGUGUGUGUGGUGCAGAAGGCCUACCAGGACACAGACUCUGUUAUCAGUUCUGUCACCACCAAAGUGAAAGGAUUCGCUUACACUAACACAUCUGACAUGGAUCCACGUUUCUGGGAUGGAGCCGAUUACAUUAUUCCCCCUCAGGGAGAUCAUUCAUUCUUUGUACUUACGAAUAUGGUUGUGACGCCCAAACAAACUCAGUCACGUUGUCCUGAGCUUCCAAAUCCAUCUACUACUUGUGUGGACGACUGUGACUGUAUUGAAGGACGGACUGAUACACGAGGAAACGGUAUCCAGACUGGACUGUGUGUGAACUAUUCCCAGACCGUCCAGACCUGUGAGGUUCUCGCAUGGUGUCCUCUUGAAAUCGACACCCAGAUACCUGAACCUGCGAUGUUGGCUGCAGCAGAGAACUUCACUGUGUUGAUCAAAAACAGUGUGACAUUCCCUAAGUUCAACGUUCACAGGAGAAACAUCCUGCCUCAUAUAAACUCCUCAUAUCUGAAAAGGUGUGAGUUUAAUCGUAAAACGGACCCCGACUGCCCCAUAUUCCGCCUCAAGCACAUCCUGUCAGAGGCAGGAGAAGACUUUCAAGACAUGGCUGUGAAGGGGGGUGUUCUGGGUAUUAUCAUCGACUGGAGCUGUGACCUGGACUGGUGGGCCAGGAAGUGUGUCCCCAAAUACAGCUUCCGCAGACUGGACAACAAGCAUCCUGUUAAUAACGUGGCUCCUGGAUACAACUUCAGAUUUGCCAAAUACUACAAGACCCCGGAUGGAGAGGAAACCAGAACGCUGAUCAAAGCCUACGGCAUCCGGUUUGAUGUCAUUGUUUUUGGAACAGCAGGUAAAUUUGGGAUUGUUCCAACUAUCGUAAACCUGGGAGCUGCAUUGGCUUUCCUCAGUUUGCUGCCUGCCGUUUCUGACUGGUUUAUGUUGACAUGUCUGAGUAAAAAACAUUAUUACAGUCAACACAAAGUCACAUAUCUGAGUGAGGACACUGAAGCUGAAUCUAUAUCGAUGGCUACCAGUUAUGGAACACGGUGA
Molecule: messenger RNA, 1191 nt
Organism: Sphaeramia orbicularis (orbiculate cardinalfish)
Lineage: Eukaryota; Metazoa; Chordata; Actinopteri; Kurtiformes; Apogonidae
Gene: p2rx4b
Product: purinergic receptor P2X, ligand-gated ion channel, 4b
Exons: 12
Coding region: 1-1191 (396 amino acids)
Biological process (GO): response to ATP; calcium ion transmembrane transport
Cellular component (GO): plasma membrane
Molecular function (GO): purinergic nucleotide receptor activity; extracellularly ATP-gated monoatomic cation channel activity; ATP binding
Source: RefSeq, a predicted model, not a curated record